AUGCAUCAUCUCGGCGUUUCUUUUCUAUUGACGACGCUCCUCUAUGCAAUUGGCACCAUUGCCAGCCAAGAUCCCGGCGAUGUGUCUGUUUUGAUUAAAGAGGCCGCGCGCGCCAACAAUCAGUCGCUGCUAUGGGGUCCCUACAAACCCAACCUCUACUUCGGGGUGCGCCCUCGGAUCGCCAAAAGUCUUUCGGCUGGAUUGAUGUGGGCGAAGGUGGACUACUUCGCUAAUGCGCAAGAUAACUUUAGACAUACUUGCGAGCAAAAUGAAGGCAUGGCUGGAUAUGGCUGGGAUGAGUAUGAUAUCCGCAAGGGUGGACGGCAGACCAUCCACGACGCCGGCAAUACCCUGGACCUGACCAUUGACUUCAUCAAGGUCCCUGGUGGCCAGCAUGGCGGUAGCUGGGGCUUCCGAGUGAAGGGCGUGCCCCGGGAUGAUGGAAAGGCAGAUCAACCAGUCACGAUGAUCUUCUACACUGCUUUGGAAGGGCUGGGCAACCUGGGUGUUAAGACCGACAGCGAUAAAGUUUCGGGCUUUAAAGGUGACGUGAAGCUCCAGGGUUACUCUUCCGAGCUGGGUGAUUUCUCUAUCGAUGUCACUGCUGGCCCCGAAAGUAACCAGCACCCCGAGUCUUACCACCCCGCCUACUUUGAGAAGCAAUUGGACCGCACUUUUGUGCAAAGCCUGACCUUGCCGCAAGAACAUCUGUGGCAGGCCAAGGGGAUCUUAUUUAGCCAGAUGAAGAGUGAGGUCGAGAGAUAUAUCAAAGAAUAUGGGCAAGAGAACCCGCCGCCCCCGGCGCAGUUGUUCACCAUCAAGGAUGAACCUGGCGAGGGCAAUGUUCACCUCGUCCAGAAGACCUUCCAAGGCCCAUUCGAGUUCGAUGUUCUGUUCUCCUCUGGAUCUGCCUCGGAGCCAUUGACGUCGGAGAUUCUCACCAAGGAAGUUGAAUCGAACUCGCUGUUGUUCUCUGAGACGUUCGAUCGAGUUCUCCCCCCGCAGGCGCCGUUCAACUCGGAGAAGUAUUCCAAGUUUUCCAAAGCGAUGCUUUCUAACCUAAUUGGUGGUAUUGGGUUCUUCCACGGAGACGAUGUCGUGGAUCGCUCGGCCUCUCCAGCGUAUGAAGAAGAGAGUGAAGGGUUCUGGGAAGAGACCGCCGAGGCCAGGGCGGCUGUCGAGCCUGUCCUUGGGGAUGCCAAAGAUCUUUUCACUUGCGUUCCUUCCCGGCCAUUCUUCCCCCGAGGCUUCCUUUGGGAUGAGGGUUUCCACCUGAUGCCUGUGAUCGAAUAUGACACUGACCUUGCACUGGAAAUCAUCAAGAGCUGGUUCCAUUUGAUGGAUGAGGAUGGCUGGAUUGCCCGCGAGCAGAUCUUGGGUGUCGAAGCUCGCAGCAAAGUGCCGCCUGAGUUUACCAUUCAGUAUCCCCACUAUGCCAACCCGCCUACCCUGUUCAUGGCACUUGAGAAGUUUAUGGACAAGGUGAAGAGCAACAAGAGCGUCCCGUCCAAAUCGCUAGACAAUGACGAUAUGAUCGAGAGCCUGCGUUCUGCCACUGUCCGACACCCAGAACUGUCCGAAGCUUACCUCCGGUCGUUCUACCCUCUGCUAAAGAGGCACUACUUCUGGUACAGAAACACCCAACGCGGAGACAUCAAGUCGUAUGACCGAGAGGCAUUCUCGACCAAGGAGGCCUACCGCUGGCGCGGCCGCUCGGUGCAGCAUAUCCUCACUUCUGGCAUCGACGACUACCCCCGAGCCCAGCCACCUCACCCGGGUGAGCUGCACGUGGAUCUGAUUAGCUGGAUGGGCAUGAUGACCCGCACGCUUCGUCGCAUUGCCGAGACUCUGGGUGAGAAAGAUGACGUCGAGGAGUUUGCUUACUAUGAAAACGCCAUCACGCGCAACAUUGACGACUUGCACUGGGAUGACAAGGAGCAAACUUACUGCGACGCGACCAUCGACGCCUUUGAAGAAGACGUCCAUGUGUGCCACAAGGGUUAUAUCUCUAUCUUCCCUUUCAUCACUGGCAUGCUGCCCCCCGACAGCCCUCGAAUUAAACCCAUUUUGGACUUGAUCGGCGACCCCGAAGAGCUGUGGAGUGACUACGGCAUCCGAAGCUUGAGCAAAAAAGACAAGUUCUAUGGCACCGAUGAGAACUACUGGAGAAGCCCUAUUUGGAUGAACAUCAACUACCUGGUGUUGAAGAGCCUUUAUGACACUGCGACGGUUUCUGGUUCUCACCAGGAGCAGGCCCGGGAGAUGUACUCUCAGCUGCGGAAGAACUUGGUCGAGAAUGUCUUCCGGGAGUGGAAGAAGACCGGGUUCGCGUGGGAGCAAUACAACCCCGAGACCGGCAAUGGCCAGCGGACGCAGCACUUUACCGGCUGGACCAGUAUGGUGGUGAACAUGAUGUCCAUGCCGGAUCUGCCUGCUGCGAAGACAGCGCACGACGAGCUGUAG
Molecule: messenger RNA, 2463 nt
Organism: Penicillium alfredii
Lineage: Eukaryota; Fungi; Ascomycota; Eurotiomycetes; Eurotiales; Aspergillaceae
Gene: cwh41
Product: mannosyl-oligosaccharide glucosidase
Exons: 7
Coding region: 1-2463 (820 amino acids)
Biological process (GO): oligosaccharide metabolic process; protein N-linked glycosylation
Cellular component (GO): endoplasmic reticulum membrane
Molecular function (GO): Glc3Man9GlcNAc2 oligosaccharide glucosidase activity
Source: RefSeq, a predicted model, not a curated record